Molecule: messenger RNA, 3703 nt
Organism: Felis catus (domestic cat)
Lineage: Eukaryota; Metazoa; Chordata; Mammalia; Carnivora; Felidae
Gene: FAM178B
Product: family with sequence similarity 178 member B
Exons: 13
Coding region: 76-1755 (559 amino acids)
Source: RefSeq, a predicted model, not a curated record
GCCCGCUGGGGGGCGCCGUCUGCGCGCGCCGCCCGGGUGCUGGACGGCUGUUGCCUGCCCAAGUGCAACCUCCGCAUGCAUCGUUGGGGGCGCGGGAAGGCCCCAGCGGCCCGGGAGGACAGAACGUCCAGCAGUUUGCAGAUGGCCAGGACCCGGAAGACCCUGCUAGCCCUUCCUCAGAGAGAAGGGGUCCAGGCAGCCGCUGUGGCACCCACCCUGUUGCCUAACCUGAAGAGCAGCUGCUUCGACCAUGCUCUGCACCAGGGGCUCCUCCACCCCACCCGGCGGCGCUGCAGUCCCACCUCAGCUCCAACUCCCAAAUUGUCAAAGAAGCGCAAAGUGCAUGCAGCCGGGGACAUGUUCCCCACUGAUUGGAGCCCACCACCCAUAGAGUUCCUGAACCUGAGAGUACCACAGGCCAGCAGGGGGGCCCCAGCACAGAGGUGGCUAGGCCCAGGGGGCCCUCAGGGCCUGAGGACAUGGGCUCCCCAGCUGCCUGAGGAGUUAGGCCAGGAGCCCCAGGACUUGGACCCCCAGGGGAGCCUGACCUCACUGGAGGAGCUGUUCGGGAACAUGGCAGGCCCAAGCCAGAAGUCUACAGCUCCAGUGGUGGACACCCACACCUUGUUCACCUCUGGAGCCUCGGAGAGCUAUGCCAAUAGCUUAGAUUACUUACUACAGGAGAAGCGGGAACAGGCCCUGGAGCAGGAGCGAGAGAAGCUGCUUCUGCAUGAUUGUCCUGACCUCUACUCCCUGGAUCUGGCUGAAGAUGAGGCGCCUCUCACACCUGAGCACAGGAUGCUGGUGGAGAGGUUCUCCAUGUCACUACAGGUCAUCCCACCAGUACAUCCCGGUGAAACCGUGUUUCUACCCAGGCGUCAUCCCCUGUAUUGCAUCCUGGACUGUUCACACCUGAAGCCACGUAGCCACCUGGAAGGGCUCUUCCUCAGCUGCCCACUGGCCCAGCAGCUCUCCUUCCUGCGCAGUGGCCUCCUGAGCAACCUCUACCUACACACCCCCGACUGCCCUGUGCCCCUGCUCCAGUGGCUUUUCCAGCUGCUGACAUGGCCUCCAGAAACUUCUUCAGGAGCCUUUGGCCUCCUGUGGGAUCUCAGUGUGAAUGGGCUCUUCCAUCAGUCUGAUGGAGACAAGCACUGGUGGUGCCCCUCCCUGCAAGAGGUCACGGAGGUGUUUCACAGCCUGGGAGCCCAUAGCCCUGCUCUGGGCCUGCGUGAGCCCCGUCAGCACAGUGGGAGGGUGCUUAAAAAUAGCACUAGCUUGAACUGGAGUGAGCAGCAGGACGCCCCCCUGGAGAUUGCCUUGGAUGUCAGCCUGAACUACAUCUACAAGUUCCUAGCUCUGUGUGCCCUAGCCCAGCCAGGGGCCUACACUGAUGGGGACCUCCUGGGCCUGAUUGAGCUGCUGUGCCGAGUUGGCCUGGAUGUGGGGCUUCGCCUGCUGCCCAAGACUGAUCUUCAGCAGCUUCUGCUUCUGCUCCUUGAGAACAUCCAUGAGUGGCCAAGGAAGCUCCAGAAGCUGUGCUGCAGCCUGAGCGAGGUGUCCGAUCACCACCACAACCUGCUGGCGCUCGUGCAGUUCUUCCUGGACGUGACCUCCCGGAGCAGGGGCGGCUUCAGGAAGCAGGCUUGGCAUUUCAUCCAGACCCACAUCCCCAGGGCCCAGACGAGUGCCAAGUGCCAUCUUCCUCAGCUCAGAUUCAAUCCUGAGUUGGAGAGUUCGAUCUCCUGCCUGUGAAUCUGGUUGAAAGAGAGGAGGCCUCUCCACAGUCCUGAAAGGAAAGUUGUUGCUCUAUAUUUGAAAGAACUGGGCUUCUAGAAGCUCUCUCUGAGGCCUGUAGGUGUGAGUACUAGAGCAAUGCCUCAGUGGGUGCCAUUUGCAUUAAGCCCAGACACAUGGGACUUUUUCCCAUAUGAUCUCAGGAGGCUGACCUCUGCCUUAAGCCUCCCUGCUCAACCCCAAACAGCUAGUGCACUGCAUUGCACAAGUCAGAAAUUGUAGUCCUGGAAGUCUCUCUCAUCCCCAGCUCGUUACCCCUGUUCGUCACUAAAUCCUGUCCAUUCUGCCCUCCAAAUCCCAAACCCUUGUUUGUGGUUGCCUGUCCGUGUCAGCUCCAUGAGAACAGGUAUGUGUCUGGGUCACAGCCACCUCCGUCCCACCUGCUCCUGUUUUCCUAUCACAUCUGUCACCGGGAUGGUGGUAGUGGCAUUUUCUGUGUUCAUCUCUCAAAGUCCUCUCUGUGGAUACAUGGGAUUAUUGUGUCUCUCCCUCACCUUGCUCCCCUGUUUGCACAGUGGAGUCCAAAUGCCUCCAGGGCCCCAUGUUGUCCAGCCCCAAUUUCCCAAUUUCCCAUUUGCUCCUAGCAGGCCAUAUUAUUUGUACUUGUUUUUCUCACUUUCAUAUAUAUAUAUAUAUAUAUAUAUAUAUAUAUAUAUAUAUACACACACACAUAUGUGUGUGUUUACAUACAUAUACGUGUGUGUGUGAUGAACCUCAUUCUUUUUAAUAGCCAUGUAGUAUUUCAUGGUACGCACACAACCAGUCCUCCAUUCUGGAUAUUUAUCCAGGGUACAAGCUUUGUACAUCUGUGCAGAUAUUUCUAUACAAUGAACUCUUUGAGGUGAAAUUGCAGUCCUAAAGUAUAUACAUUUAAAAUUUGGCCUCCAAAAAAAGCUGUAUCAAUUGAGAAUACCACCAACGGACAUGAAAAUGCAUGUUUCUACACUGUGUAUUCUCAGUUUUGUGUGUUUUAGUCAAUCUGGUGAGUGAAAAAUGUCAUACUCUGAUUCUAAUUUUUAUUUCUCUGAUUGCCAGUGGUCUUUUGUGUUUCUUUUAUUGUAAGUUAUAUCUUGAUGCUUCUUGCCCAUUUUUCUAUGAGGUAAUCAAUCUUCUUAUUAACAUUGAUGAUUGUUUGUUAUAUAUGCUUCAGAACUGUAUUUUCUCCUAAGGCUGUACAUUGUCCUUUUUAAACCUUUGUGCAUGAUAUUUUUCAGUGACCUGAAGUUUGUGGAGUUUUUUUUUUAAUUUUAUUUUAGAAUACAUUUAGAUUUACAGAAAAGUUAUGUGGAUAAUAUAAAGGGUUGAUUCUAAUUAAAUCUUUCUUUCUUUCUUGAAAAGAAAGGCCUUCCCCACCCCAGGAUCACAAAAAUAUUAUGUUAUAUUUCUCCCAAUACUUACAUUAACUUUGUUACUAUUGGUUUUUAAUCCCGUCUGGAAUCUAUUUUUCGGAGGUAUGAGACAGGGCUCUAACUUGAUUUUUUCCACCCCUGAAGAGCCAGUGAGGCCAACGCCAACUUUUCUUUAUGUCUUCAUGAUCCACCUUUCGCAGCAGACUGGAGACUUCCUUCGUCAUCUCCUAAAUUUAUGAUGUCAUUUACCUAUUAGUUGAAUCAAACAGAUUUCAGGAAUCCGUGUCUUUUACAGGGUGUUGUUGUAGCUCCAGGGCCUUUGCUCAGUGUUCCUUAAAUGUCAGGAGUUAAUACAAUGGAACAACCUCACCUCCCUCUCAAACAGACACAUCAACUAGGGUGAUAAUUCCUAAAGAGGGUUCAUCAGCAGGAUGGGUGUCAUCUGUUUAAUUAGAAAUUUUAUCUUAUUUUCCUAAAUAGAUAAAGCUUUCAAACCGAAUAAAAUUCAAAAGGCACUGUAGAGCACAUGUUUAAAAUGUGCCCCUACCAGCCACCCA